AAACUCCAAGUUCAGGGUCAGCUAACAAGAGACACUGAAAAAUGGCGAUGGAGAUGAAGAUGAAGAUGAAGGAAGCUUUGCCAUACAUAGGAAUGGUGUCAACACAAUUUGCACAAGUGGGUUUAAUGAUUGUAGGCAAAAAAGCCAUGUCCGCUGGAAUGACCAACUUCACUUUCGUCUUCUACUCCAAUGCUCUUGCUUCCCUUAUUCUCCUCCCUUCUUUCUUCUUCUAUAGGUCAACUCGUCCUCCACUCAAUUUCUCAUUUAUAUGUGGAUUUUUCUUGCUGGGAGUUCUUGGUUGUUCAGCUCAGCUAACAGGGUAUGCUGGGAUUAAUUAUACUUCUGCUUCAUUUGCCUCAGCUAUGCUCAAUCUCAUCCCAGGUUUUACUUUCAUACUUGCCGUCAUUUUCAGGAUGGAGAAAUUAGAUUGUCGAAGUACAAGUACCCUGAUUAAAUCUGUUGGAACUGUCGUCUCAAUUGCUGGAGCCUUCACUGCCACUCUUUACAAGGGACCACAAAUUUUGUUGACUUCCUCAUCUUUGAAUCCUCAAAAUUAUCUUCAUUUUCAGGAAACUGACUGGGUGAUUGGAGGACUAUAUCUGGUAGUGGAUUGCGUAGCGGCUUCAGCGUAUCUAAUUGUACAGGCUUCCGUCCUUAAAAGUUAUCCAGUUGAGCUGAUUGUGGUCUUCUUUUACUGCUUCUUUUCCUCCAUUCUAUCAGCAAUAGUCUCUCUGUUUAUGGACAUGGACCUGAAUGCUUGGAUGCUACAACCUGGUACGAGAUUGUUCGCUGUUCUAUACUCAGGAAUUUUUGGCUCUGCAUUUCAAGUCAGUGUAAUGUUUUGGUGUGUUCGUAAAAGGGGGCCUCUCUUUGUUGCUAUGUCCCAUCCUCUGGGAAUCGUAAUUGCUGCUGCAUUGGGUAUCAUCUUCUUAGGAGAUAUUUUCUACCUUGGAAGCUUGGUGGGGUCAAUUGUAAUUGUCGUUGGCUUUUAUGCUGUGAUGUGGGGAAAAACACAAGAAAAGAAGGUCGAUGAAGACAAUAUGUCAAGAAAUAUCAAUUCAAAGGCUCCGCUCUUGCAACAAAAGGAUGCAGAGGCAGAAGUUUAAGCACAAGAUAAAAGCAUAUAUUAUAGAAUGGAAGAAGUCAAAGCAAGUUGACAGGGCAUAUUGUGGAAGUUGCAGACAUGUAAGCCACAACCAGAUGGAAGUCCUCUAAUUGUGUAAAUUGUUGGAAUAUUCAUACAAAAUGCUCACUGUUGCUGUAAAUGCAGAGUAGACAAACCUAUAAAAUGCAAAAUAAUUCCCCGUAGUGACCUGGUGCAUCACUCUUUUGUCAGUGUGUAUAAUAUUAUUAUUCUGGUCAGCACUGACAUUUUAUGCAAAGGAUGGUGUUAUUUGUUAUAGAAGUGGAGUAUAGUUUUCUCA
Molecule: messenger RNA, 1424 nt
Organism: Nicotiana attenuata
Lineage: Eukaryota; Viridiplantae; Streptophyta; Magnoliopsida; Solanales; Solanaceae
Product: WAT1-related protein At3g28050-like
Exons: 7
Coding region: 42-1106 (354 amino acids)
Cellular component (GO): plasma membrane
Molecular function (GO): transmembrane transporter activity
Source: RefSeq, a predicted model, not a curated record